AUGACAGACUCUGAUCAGACGUCUUCAGAGGGAAUCACAGGAGCGGGCCCUCUCGACUGCGGCGCGCUCGGGACUCCGUCUCGCGAACCCUGCCUGUUCCAAGGCGACAGCAUGCUUUCCGUUGAUUUCUCGAACCCGCUGUCGGGAGCGGCUCGCUCCGAGAGGAUCCGGCAGCUGUCGCACAACCAUCCCGCGUUUGAGAAGUCGCGCGUGACGCAGGAAAUCCUCGUCAAGAUCCAGCAGUCGCUUCGACGCAUGCCGGGCGUGUCCUCGGCCGAAUCCAGCGAGGCCAUCGCGCAGCUGCAGGAGGUCGGGCAGAUUGUCAACCAAGAGACGUGCCAGCUCGUGGACGCCCUGACCAACAUCACGCUCGACCAGGAGGACACGGACAAGGCCAUUGCUCGGAUGGGGCUCGAGGCCAGCCUCGCCAAGGCCACCAUUGAGGACCAGGCGCAGACGAUUCGGGACCUGCGCGGCGAGCUGAGCGCCGAGGCCAAGAAGCGCCAGGAGGCCGAGAGCCACGUGGAAAAGGCCGUGAAUGAGCUGCACGAGCUGACGGGCAGCUUCAAGGACCUCAAGGACAAGGCCGAUCGGAGCGAGGGGAGCGAGGCUGGCCGCGGGCCGGACCCGAGGGACGCAAUCAUCAAGGGCCUGGAAGAUGGCAUCCGCCACUUGGAAGACCAGGUCAACAACCGCCGUUCCCUCUGGGUCAUGAAGCAUUCCGACCCGCAGUCGGUUGCCCGAGCCAUUGAGACGCUGGCCGACUCGAUACAGAACAACGAGACGGCCCACCAGACCAUCAUGUCCAUGAAGCCCGCGUUCAUGCGCGGCGGCAGCGGCAGCGGCAGCAGGCUGCAGGUCGACGACGACACCGCCGCUCGCGCCGGCUACGCAGACCCGGCUCCUCCCGCCCGGCCGCCCAGCGUCUUCCAGCCCUUCCACCGACCGACGACCGCGGCGCCCCCCAAGUUCGGCCCCCUCCAAGCCGGGCCGCCGCGGGCGCCGUCGGCCUUUUCCCAGGAACGCCGGUACCCGACGUCGAUCUGGAACCCGGCGCAGAACCCGUUCCACACGCCGGGUGCGCCGCCGCCGUCGUCCUUUGGCCGCCCUCCCGCCGCGCGCAAGACGCACCGGUACCGCGCGAGCAACGCCGCCGCCGCCGCCGCCGCCGAGGCGCACGGCGGCAUCCCCGAGAGCACGCCCAACCGGCCCGGCACGGCGCUGGGCCACCGCCACUACUACCCGGAGUGCGUUCCGCAGACCCCCACGUCCGGGCGCGGGCGCUGCGGCCGCUUCCCCGGCGACGGCGGCGGCAGCGGCAGCAACCCGUCGUCCGGGACGAGCACCACCCUCGUCGGCAGGAGCGCGCUGCUGCCCGGGCCGCUGAUCCACAUGACGGAGCGGUCCGUGGCGGCGUGGAACGAGUCCAUCAUGGAGUUUUACGCGCUGAUCCGGGCGUUUGUCGAGCGGCACGCCAGCGUCCCCGACCCGGCCAUGGCGCUGCGCAUCUCGACGACGCACCUGUGGCCGGUGCUGCUGGCCACGUACCACCCGCUGUCGGCGCGCGAGGCCACGUCCUACCUGGACCUGCACCUGCGCGACGACAACCCCAAGUGCUGCCUGGUGACGCGCGUCAUCAUCGACUACAUUGUCAACCGGGUAUGGGUCCCGCACGCCUGGACGGGGUCGUCGGACGCCCAGGCGACCUACGCGCUGAUGGACCUGGAAAAGGAGCUGGAAAAGACCCAGGGCCAACCGUCGGCCCAGCGCCAGCCGCUCCUCGACAAGCAGGCCCUGUACAUCGACGCCAUCCUCAAGACCGAGCCGCCGGCCUUCCACGCCUCGCGCGUGCAGGACAUGACGGCCGCCAUGCUGGCCACCAUCCAGCCCCUGCUGAACCGGCUGCACAACCCGGCCGACGCCCACCGCGACAUGGAGCUGGUCGCCGACCACGCGUGGGAGCUGUCCUCGCGCAUCCUGACCAGCCGCCUCACCUUUGACUUUCGCUUCCCCGAGGUGGGCUCGCGCUUCUCGUCGCAGAGCAUGCUGCCCAUCUGGCCGGCCCUGGACCCGACCGAGCUGCAGGCCAAGCACUGGCGCGUGGCGCUCGUCACCACCCCCGUCAUCACGUGCCGCAACGACACGGGCAGCAACAUAUCGGCGCAUUCGGUCGCCCUGGCCGACGUGUACUGCAUGCAGUAG
Ustilaginoidea virens is the source of this 2202-nucleotide messenger RNA. RefSeq lists its product as uncharacterized. Bases 1 to 2202 code for a protein of 733 amino acids. The record is from RefSeq and is a predicted model, not a curated record. The transcript is spliced from 5 exons. NCBI's taxonomy places the organism in Eukaryota, Fungi, Ascomycota, Sordariomycetes, Hypocreales, Clavicipitaceae.